AUGAGUGAAGAAACAAUUGAAUCUUUACAGCAAAGGGCUAUGCAAAAUAGCAAUCCUGAACAACAACAGAGAGCAGAACAACAAAGAAGAGAGAAUGAAGAAAAAAGAAAACAUAUAUUAGCACAGAUUUUGACACCUGCUGCAAGAGAGAGAUUAUCAAGAAUAGCAAUGGUAAAAGCAGAUAAAGCACGUCAAGUUGAGGAUAUGAUUAUUAAUGCUGCUCAAACAGGUCGUUUACAAGAGAAAGUCGAUGAACCAAAGUUGAUAUCUUUAUUAGAGCAAAUCAGUGAAAAAGCAACUAAAACAAAUAUAAUUAUGAAGAGAAGAACUAUCGAUGAUGACGAUUAG
This is a messenger RNA of Heterostelium album PN500, 348 nucleotides long. Its product is annotated as DNA-binding protein. Gene Ontology annotation, molecular function: DNA binding. The record is from RefSeq and is a predicted model, not a curated record. Gene Ontology annotation, cellular component: cytosol; nucleus. The transcript is spliced from 4 exons. Lineage: Eukaryota; Evosea; Eumycetozoa; Acytosteliales; Acytosteliaceae. The coding region runs from base 1 to 348 and encodes 115 amino acids.